AUGAAAAUCGCACACUUUGGAAUUUCGGGAGUUUUGGGAAGCUCGCUGCUGAAAUUCGACUUGGCGGAAAGAACGAGAAUAAUGGAGCAAAGCUUGAGUUUGAGAAGAUGGGACAAUUUUUAUGAAAUGUUUAUGGCCAAAUACGACUUUACCGAUUUGAUGGAGAUCUACAGCUACGGAUGCUACUGCCUGAGCAUGGGCGACCGACCAUUGAGCGGCACAAACGCGAAUCGACCUCCAGUCGACGCCCGGGACGAGCAGUGCAAAGCCUGGACUACUUGCUACAAGUGCGCCAGAAUCGACGUCAACAAGAAUUGCCAGCCGGAACGAGUCAACUACAGCUGGUCGAUGGACGAAAACAACAACAUCGUCUGCGCCGCCGACAACAAUCCCUGCAAAGCGGCGAUUUGCGAGUGCGACAAAUAUUUCGUCGAAAACUUCAAAAGCAUCGAUCACACUUUCAAUACUGAUUUUAGCGAAUUCCACGGAUUUGAGCGUCAACAAAACUGCUACACCUCACGUGACUCUUCUGGCUCGAACGGCUCCGGAAACAGCAAUACAGUGACUUUGGAGUGCUGCGGCGAGGCGGGUAAGCGAGAGUUUUUCAAUUCAGAAACGAAAAUGUGCUGCGCUGAUGGAUCUAUCAAGCCGCUUGGGCUUUGUUAG
Oikopleura dioica is the source of this 666-nucleotide messenger RNA. The record is from the annotation of a GenBank genome assembly. NCBI's taxonomy places the organism in Eukaryota, Metazoa, Chordata, Appendicularia, Copelata, Oikopleuridae.